UGAAUAAUAUGCUGGAAACCCAGUAUAUGACAAGCAGAGCUGCAUAUUUCUCCUUCUAUUCCUCACCUGAUGCCCUUUAAUGUGCAGCUGUAUGUUUGACAGGUGCUGCUUGGGACUAAAUCGCUCGCCCAUUUAAUUCCCACUUCCUGGACUACAACAACCAUGGCAGAAGAUAAAACGUUUCGCUAUGGACUAAUUAUCCUGGGUUUCUUUUUGGUGAUGAUCGGCAUGUUCAUUAUGAGUGUAGAUAAGCCCCAUGUGUACAUUACAUUUUGCUCUAUUGGGGUCCUUAUGAUCUGUAUUGGAAUCACUUGGAGUAUCUGUCAGUGUUACCCAAAGAUAACCUUUACUCCAAUUGAUAUGGAAGAUGAUUCCUUAACAGAGAAGUCUCCGGUGCUCAAAAACGACUCUAUCCCUGAGAAGCAAUGUUCUAGUACUCAAUAUACUAGCAGUAAAGAAGCUGAACUCUAUGAAAUUGGCUUACCAUCCUAUGAACAGAUUCAUAUAAAGGUGGAAGAACCUGGUGAGGGGAAAGAUGUUCAGUCAGUUCCUACUCUGCUGCAGCCCUUGUUCUUAGACUGUUCCCAAAGGACUUUGCAGGCCAAGAUUGAAAUACACAGAAAUGGGGACAAUGAUGGCCAGAGAACAGCUGGGACUGAUGAUUUAGCCUGCCUACUUGACUACAAUAAAGAUGCCCCACUUGCUUCACUGAAUGAAGAGGAAGAAAUCAAUACAACAUCUUGUGAAUCAGAUGCAAGAAGUAGCCAUGGUUCUCUGAAUGCCUGUGAUACAUGGUCAUUUAAACAGAAAGCUUGUGAAAAAACAGCCUCUUUGGAAGGAAUUGCACAUAUAGAUUCACCGUUAAAUGAUGAAAUAAGUUUACAUUUUGAAAAUGAAGAUGUUUCUCCUCCAGACCCGAAGAGAAAUACUGAUACUGAAGAUCAAUCAGUACAAGCACUUUGUAUCCCUGAUCAGGAAUCAGAAGGGGAUGACUUGUAUUAUGGACUGAAAGAUGAUUUGGACCACUUAGUGAUUGCGGAUGAAUCAGACUUUGAUUAAUAAUAGAAACAUACUGACAAUUACUAUUUGCUUUACAACAAACAAAAAAAUUAUUUUAUAUUGAAACAUAGGGAUGAAUCGGUAAUCGUUAGGCUACAAAGGUUGAGAGAUCUGAGUUAAAAGGAGAUUAACAUGUUGUUCAGUAUUUCUGGUAGAAUAUUCCCCACUUUUUGCCUUCAAAUUCUGUUACUGCCAGUACAAUAUAUUGAUGUUGUAAAUAUUGCAUUUUAAUUCCAAAAAAGUGCUUAAUUGUAGAAGCAUAAUAUUUUUUGAGGCCAACAGAUCUGCCCAAGGUCUAUCAAGUUCCAGGACAACACAUUACUCCAAUAUGAUCAUGAUUACAGUUUUGUUCUAAAUAUAACAAAGUGUAUGAGCAGAGCUGCAGGGGUUGUCAUCUCUAAAGUUGAUUUUCAGGCAGUCACAAUACUAUUUCCUGUCCUAUGUUCCUUUCCUGGUUACUGGCGAAAUACCCCCAAAAUGUAUUAUUCUGACUGGUAUUCCAUAAUUGUAAGACUGUACAGCACCAUGACUGUAGUGUGUACACUUUAGGACAUUCUUGGGUUUAACAUUCUUUCUACUUCCACUCUAAGUCUGUUAAUUGAGGCCUUAAGGGUGAUAAGUGAUCUAAAGGAGAAUAGUCAGAUAAGUGAAAAUGACAGUGUGGUGAUGAUACAGCGCUGCACAUUAUGUUGGCACUCUAAAAAUACAUGACAAUAAUAAUAAUAAUGUACAGUCCAGAUAGGAAGCUGUUUAGUUCACACCAUGAGCCAUAAGCCCUU
Messenger RNA from Xenopus laevis (African clawed frog), 1838 nucleotides. RefSeq names its product barttin CLCNK-type chloride channel accessory beta subunit S homeolog (gene bsnd.S). Gene Ontology annotation, molecular function: chloride channel regulator activity. The transcript has 4 exons. The coding region runs from base 163 to 1059 and encodes 298 amino acids. The record is from RefSeq and is a predicted model, not a curated record. Lineage: Eukaryota; Metazoa; Chordata; Amphibia; Anura; Pipidae. Gene Ontology annotation, cellular component: basolateral plasma membrane. Gene Ontology annotation, biological process: chloride transport.